AUGCAACCAGGUUUCUAUGAUAUUGAAACGGAAAUGUGUACACCAGAAUUGGAUGAUGUUAAAGAAUAUAUGCCACCAGAAAUUGAAAAAAAUGUCGCCGAAAAACGGCCGAUUUCCAUGUUUAUCACUGUUUAUCUAAUGGAUCUCGAACAACGCAGCGGUGAAUCAUACAUUUCGGAAUUCGGGAAAGCAUUAUUACGAAAACGUAUGGCACAAAAUACGAUAGCAUGUUUUAUAAUGGGAAUUGAUGUGAAACUUGCAUAA
Messenger RNA from Cercopithifilaria johnstoni, 264 nucleotides. NCBI's taxonomy places the organism in Eukaryota, Metazoa, Nematoda, Chromadorea, Rhabditida, Onchocercidae. The record is from the annotation of a GenBank genome assembly.